CUUUCCUUUUGGUUUGAAACACAAACCAUCCUUCCUCUCUGGAGUUUCCAUUCUCCUCCUCCUCCCCCCCCCUACAGAAAUUUCUUUUCGCAUCUUCUUUUAGAAUCAACCCGAAGCUUCUUUUUCCACUGUACUCUCCAAAGAGAAGACAUGGUGAGCGAUGUUGAACCAAACAGAGGCACUGAUAAUAUUAAGUUCCUCUGCAGUUACGGUGGUAAGAUUCUUCCACGAUCCGUUGAUGGAAAAGUUCGUUAUGUUGGUGGUUUUACCAGAAUUCUAACCGUCAAUCCUACUAUAUCCUUUACAGAACUCAUGGUUAAGCUUGGAGAAUUUUGUGGAUAUUCCGUGGAAUUGAGGUGUCAAUUACCGAAUGGAAACUUGGAGAUGCUAAUUUCUAUAAAAUCAGACGAGGAAUUAGCGCUUCUCAUUGAAGAAUAUGAUCUGCGUUGUCCUGGUUCGAAGGUUAGAGCAGUUCUCUCCCCUCCAGCGUCACUCAAAACCGUCUCUCCUCCUCCAUCAUCUCCUGCAAGUAUCGAUUUCUAUCCAGUGAAAUCGCCUUUUAGCGCAUUCUCUCACCGACGAUCUGGAAAUUAUUCACCGCUGAUCGGAUAUCCUAUUUGUGUUUAUAAAGACUCCUGCAGAGUCCGGUACAGUGCUUUUCAUGGACAAGUACACCCUGGAUUAGUUUAUUGUGACUCUUACUGCAACGGACAAGCAAACCCUAGAUUACGUUGUUGUGACCUUUGCUACAGCAAGAACUGGCAAUAACAGUUCAAAAGCCACAAAUCUGGGAUUAGUUAAUUAGCCUUUAUAUAUUAAAAACAUAGAUGAUGAAAUGGUAGGGAAAAAAAUUACAGAGCGACGGCGAAGCUUUGGUAUGCGAUUGAUAGUAGAUUUGAGUAAGAAUUUUAAUUGCGUGAAUUUGUUGCCCCGUGAGUGUUGAUUGCUUGUUCCGAUAUUAUGCCUACGAUUGCGGCCGUUAAGACAAGCAGGUAGAUAUUGUGAUAUGCAUGUGCCACGUGGGCGUCAGUGACCGUCACAGGGGGAUUUAAUGUUCCGUUAUUACAGACAGGUCCUUGAAUUCCUUCUAAAUUUUGAGGCAAUCUACAGUUUGAGUUGGUUUUACUGCGGAAACGUAGGUGAUAUAACCUUGACUGGUCUAUAAGAAAGAAUGCCUGGUGCCCUGGUCUUAGGUGGCGGGACGUGGCUGGCGUGCUGCUUCUGCUUUGAUUUGAAUUUUUUUAAAUAAUCGAUUGGGUCAAAACUUGUGGGUUGACUGGUGUCCUGAUCUAUUUUUUUGGUGAUUUGCAGGUUAAGAAAUGGCAAGGAAUCAGAUGAGAAUGUAUCUUUGCCGUGGAUCUGCGGAGAAGCAUCUAAGAAACGCGCAUCCAUUGAACUUCCUUGAAUUUUGGACCUCAUAAUUAAAAUAAGAGAAAUAAGAGAAAUACAAAGAAUUUUAAAAUAUAAACAAAGGAGUCUCACGUUAAAAAAAGAAUGAAAUUCACUUUAUUAUUUGUUA
Messenger RNA from Manihot esculenta (cassava), 1519 nucleotides. RefSeq lists its product as uncharacterized. The transcript has 2 exons. Gene Ontology annotation, molecular function: protein binding. The coding region runs from base 151 to 768 and encodes 205 amino acids. Lineage: Eukaryota; Viridiplantae; Streptophyta; Magnoliopsida; Malpighiales; Euphorbiaceae. The record is from RefSeq and is a predicted model, not a curated record.